This is a messenger RNA of Pistacia vera, 1749 nucleotides long. RefSeq names its product rust resistance kinase Lr10-like. Bases 1 to 1749 code for a protein of 582 amino acids. Gene Ontology annotation, molecular function: polysaccharide binding; ATP binding; protein kinase activity. The record is from RefSeq and is a predicted model, not a curated record. Gene Ontology annotation, biological process: protein phosphorylation. Lineage: Eukaryota; Viridiplantae; Streptophyta; Magnoliopsida; Sapindales; Anacardiaceae. The transcript has 3 exons.
AUGUAUCUUUUCAGCAUUCAUCAUAUUGUUUUUCCAAAUUCAGAGUAUCCCUGGAGAGCAGGAACCAUGAGGGAAGAAUCGUUAAGUUUUUUGAGUUUCUUAAUGUCUCUGUUGAUGUUCCUCUUCAUCAGUGAAAUACAAGCAAGAAAACUUCAACAAUGUUCUUCAUCCUGUGGAGAAAUCAAUAUAGAAUACCCUUUUCGCCUAGAGGGAGAUCCAGCAAAUUGUGGUAAUUCUGACUUUGAACUUUCAUGCGAGAGCAACAAAACCAUCCUUGAAUUCGAUUCAGAAAAGUGUUACAGGAAUAUCAGUGAUCCAGCCUGUAGAAGAGUUCCUUGUUGGAGUGGCAAUAACUCAUAUAUUUAUAUUACAUAUUCAGCUGACGUUGUUUCUAGUAUUCCAGUUUCUUGCUCGGUCAUUUCAGUGGUUCCAUCAAAAAUUAAUUUUACAUCUACAUUUAGGAAUAAUGAGAUUCCUUCUUAUGAAACCUUCCGCGAGAUUCUGCAGAUGGGUUACAAUCUCACAUGGUCAGUUGAGGGUGUCAAAGAUUCUGGUGAAUGUGAACUUACUCUGAUAUCACGUUUACCCCGAACUUUUAUUUGCAAUAAUAAAAAUGAAGUGGCUCUUUUUUCAAGAUUUAUCCUGGCUCCCACCAUUCUGUUGCUGUAUAUUCUCCACAAAUAUAGAAAAAAGUAUAAUAGAACUGAUAAUGUUGAGAAAUUUUUGCACAAUCAGCAAUCCUGGAUGCCUAAAAGGUACUCGUACGCUGAGAUAAUGGCAAUGACAAACCACUUCGAAGUCCAUUUAGGCAAGGGUGGCUUUGGAUCUGUCUAUAAAGGUCAACUUCGCAGGGGCUGCUUAAUUGCUGUUAAAGUGCUAGAAAACUCCAAGUUCAGUGCUGAAGAAUUCAUCAAUGAGGUGUCUACGAUAGGUAGAAUUCAUCAUGUUAAUGUGGUGCAAUUGGUCGGUUUUUGUGCAGAGGGAUCUAAACGUGCCCUUGUAUAUGAGUAUAUGCCUAAUGGAUCUCUUGAUAGACAUAUCUUCUCAAAAGUAGAUAGAGGUACGACAUCAUUCAGUUGGGCGAAACUUCAUGAGAUUGGUUUAGCAACAGCUCGUGGGAUUGAGUAUCUUCAUGUGGGCUGUGAUGUGUGCAUUCUUCAUUUUGACAUCAAGCCUCAUAAUAUCUUAUUAGACCACAAUUUUCACCCAAAAGUCUCGGAUUUCGGACUUGCAAAAUUUUAUCCAAAGGAAAAUGAUUUUGUGUCCGUUAGUGCUACAAGAGGAACUAUAGGGUACAUAGCUCCUGAGUUAGUUUCAAGGAAUUUUGGACCCAUCUCAUGCAAGUCCGAUGUUUAUAGUUUUGGGAUGCUAUUGCUGGAAAUGGUCGGAGGAAGAAGGAAUUCUGAUAUGAGGACAACUCGUUCGAGCAGAGCAUACUUCCCGUCGUGGGUAUAUGACAGAAUAAAUUUAGGAGAAGAUUUAGAGCUCCCAAAUGUUUUCGAAAUUGAAGUUGUCAUAGCGAAAAAACUUUGUAUAAUUGGGUUAUGGUGCAUUCAAGUGAAGCCAGUAGAUCGUCCUUCAAUGACCAAAGUUAUGGAAAUAUUAGAAGGAAGCAUUGAUGAAUUGCAGAUGCCUCCUAAGCCUUUCUUUUCUUCUACUCAACAUACCUCCAUCAGAGGGACUGAAUCCUAUUCUUCAACUGAGUGGCAAUUAUCUGAAUCAAUAGAAGAAUCAAUUCUUGUAGAAUAA